Toxorhynchites rutilus septentrionalis is the source of this 866-nucleotide messenger RNA. It is a transcript of the gene mRpL16, whose product is annotated as 39S ribosomal protein L16, mitochondrial. Gene Ontology annotation, cellular component: mitochondrial large ribosomal subunit; ribosome. NCBI's taxonomy places the organism in Eukaryota, Metazoa, Arthropoda, Insecta, Diptera, Culicidae. Gene Ontology annotation, molecular function: structural constituent of ribosome; rRNA binding. Bases 111 to 839 code for a protein of 242 amino acids. Gene Ontology annotation, biological process: mitochondrial translation. The record is from RefSeq and is a predicted model, not a curated record. The transcript has 3 exons.
GGAAACUUAUUAGUUACUUGUCAAAGUGGGCCGCAUAUGUUUUGAAGGCAAGCGGGUAUCUGUGUUUAUGCAAUAAUUAUUAGAUUUUUAUUGGUAUAUCCAAAAACAAAAUGCAUUUGUUUGCCAGAAUUCAAAGGGCUGUGUUAUCAGGUUUUUUGAAAUCCCAGCAUAACCAACAAGUUGCCACUUUGAAACAUUUUGCACCGCCUCCAGUUUACAAUGAUAUUGUCAUACCAGAACGACCUAAGCUGCGGUUUAUGGAUAAAGUUCCCAUUUUGCCCACGAACAUGAGAGCCCCUAAAAUGCAAAAGAAGCUAAAAUUUAUGCGCGGACCAGAAACGGUUCAUAACACUUUGGUCCACAAGCAGUACGGAAUUAUGGCUACCGGGGGUGGCCGAUUACGAUGGGGACACUUUGAAAUGAUGCGUUUAGGCAUCGGUCGGCGUAUGGAUAUUAGUCGAAUGUUUGCCAUAUGGCGCGUGGAAGCACCCUGGCAACCGAUUACCAAAAAAGGCCAAGGCCAGCGCAUGGGUGGAGGCAAAAGUGCGAUUGAUCAUUACGUUACUCCGGUUAAAAGUGGGAGAAUAAUCGUUGAAAUGGCUGGCAAAUGUGAGUUUGCUGAAGUUAAGCCAAUUCUGGAGCUUGUGUGUCAUAAAUUGCCGUUCAAAGCGAAGGUCGUGUCACACGAAAUGCUGGAAAAGAUGCAAGCGGAACAGGAACGAUUAGCGAAGGAAAACCUGAAUCCUUACACGUUCAAGUAUGUUAUUCAGAACAACUUGGGGGGAUGUCAUAAAUGGCUUUCGCCUGUUGACCAUAAGUGGUUCGGACAGUAUAAUUGAAACCUGAAUAAACGUGGGUACUAAAAA